GGGCACUAUGAACGAAGAGCAGUUCGUGAGCAUCGACUUGAACGAUGACAACGUCUGCAGCGUCUGCAAGCUGGGCACGGAGAGGGAAACGCUCUCGUUCUGCCACGUUUGCUUCGAGCUGAACAUCGAAGGAGUACCAAAGUCAGAUCUUCUACAUACAAGAUCAUUAAGGGGACACAGAGACUGCUUUGAAAAAUUCCACUUAAUAGCAAAUCAAGAUUGUCCACGGUCAAAGCUAUCUAAAAGUACAUACACAGAAGUAAAAAAUAUCUUGAGCAAAAAAAUUAACUGGAUCAUACAGUAUGCACAAAAUAAGGAUUUAGACUCUGAUCCUGAAAGCUCAAAAACAUCCCAACACCAAUUUUUUAACUUCAGACAUCAGACUGAUAGAAAACUGCUACCACAGUUUGAUUCCCCAGUACCUAGAUAUUCUGCAAAAUGGAUAGAUGGAAAUUCAGGAAGCAUUUCAAACUGUUCACAAAGCCUUUUGGAGCAAAGAGAAUCCCCUGAUUUUAACCUUGAUGUGUUACAAGAAGCAGGUGCUACCUUCUGUUGCAACAGUGUUUUGUGGUCUAAACACAAGGAGCCUCAGAAAACUGAAAAAGCUGAAAGUGAUUCACAUACCAGUGUUCACAGAAGACAUCCACAUUACAGCAGGGAAGAAUUGAAUACAAUGUCUCCUGGAGAGUUAAAACAACUUAAUGAAAAACUGCUCAAGCAAAUUCAGGAGGUGUUUGAGGAGCUGGCGCAGCAGGUGCAGGAGAAGGACUCUCUGGCCUCGCAGCUGAACGUCCGCCACAUCGCCAUCGAGCAGCUGCUGAAGAACUGCUCCAAGCUGCCCUGCCUGCAGGUGGGGCGCGCGGGGGCCAAGCCCAGCGCCCCGAUAUAG
Tinamus guttatus (white-throated tinamou) is the source of this 889-nucleotide messenger RNA. RefSeq names its product chromosome unknown C21orf91 homolog (gene CUNH21orf91). The record is from RefSeq and is a predicted model, not a curated record. Lineage: Eukaryota; Metazoa; Chordata; Aves; Tinamiformes; Tinamidae.